This is a messenger RNA of Daucus carota subsp. sativus, 2398 nucleotides long. RefSeq names its product cellulose synthase-like protein G2. The transcript has 6 exons. Lineage: Eukaryota; Viridiplantae; Streptophyta; Magnoliopsida; Apiales; Apiaceae. The record is from RefSeq and is a predicted model, not a curated record. Gene Ontology annotation, molecular function: cellulose synthase (UDP-forming) activity. The coding region runs from base 91 to 2286 and encodes 731 amino acids. Gene Ontology annotation, cellular component: trans-Golgi network; plasma membrane. Gene Ontology annotation, biological process: plant-type primary cell wall biogenesis; cellulose biosynthetic process.
UGCUAACCAACUCGGCUUGAUCAAACUCUGUCCUUUGUUCCUUCGCCUAUAAAACCAUGUUUCUUUCAUUUUAAAGGCUGGCACAAAAAAAUGGAGACGAGCACUGCUGGUGCAACCAGCAGGGAUCUUCUUCACACAUCUCAAUAUCAUCCCCAUGUUCUUUAUAAUCGCGUCUUUGCUAUAACUUACACUUUAGCCAUUUUUGCUUUACUAUAUCACCAUGCACUUGCAUUGCUCCACUCCCCCAAUGCACUCUCCAUUUGUCUGUUCAUCGCAGAUAUCAUUCUAGGAUUCAUGUGGAGUACAGUGCAGUCUUUUCGCAUGAGGCCUAUAAUUCGUCAAGUGUUCCCUGAAAAUCUUGAAAAAUCCUUGAUUCGUAGAGAUUUUCCGCCCUUGGAUAUUUUUAUAUGCACUGCAGAUCCUUAUAAGGAGCCACCUAUAAACGUCGUGAACACGGCCUUAUCAGUCAUGGCUUAUGAUUAUCCUAUGGAGAAGAUGUCGGUGUAUGUGUCCGAUGAUGGAGGAUCUCAGUUCACUCUGUUUGCUCUCAUGGAGGCAGCAAAAUUUGCGAAGGUCUGGCUGCCCUUUUGUAGGAAAAAGAAUAUCAUGGAAAGGUGUCCUGAGGUGUAUCUUAGUUCAAAUCAUCUUCAAUGCUCCGAGACUGAGGAGAUUAAGGUGAUGUAUGAAAUCAUGAAGACAAGGGUAGAAUAUCAGUUAAAGAGAGGUAAAGUGAGUGAUGAGUACAUUUUUAGUGAACAAGAGCGCAGAAUUUUCGACAAAUGGUCUAAUGAAUUUACUCCAAGAAACCAUCCUACCUUAAUCCAGGUCUUUUUAGAGAGCUGCAAAGACAAAGACGUUUCGGGGAAUUGUAUGCCGAAUCUUAUAUACGUCUCGCGAGAGAAGAAUUCGUUGUUCCCGCAUCAUUAUAAAGCUGGUGCUCUUAAUGCCUUGCUGCGAGUAUCUGCAAUCAUGACUAAUGCACCUCUGGUCCUCACUCUUGACUGUGACAUGUACUCAAACGAUCCCACAACUCCUCAUCGCGUGUUAUGCUACUUAGCUGAUGCCUCAAUAAAGCCGGAACUUGGUUACAUCCAGUUCCCUCAACGCUUUCAUGGGAUUAACAAGGCCGAUAUAUAUGGUUCAGAAGUUAUUCGCAUGUUCAUUUGUAAUCCUAUGGGUAUGGAUGGUUUUGCCGGCCCCAAUUAUGGUGGUUCUGGUACCUUUUUCCAACGACGAGCUUUCUUUGGAGGUCCUCCCACAUUUUUCACCCCUGAAAUUGAACAUCUGAGUCCAUAUCAUAUCGCGGACAAGCCCAUAACAAGCGAGGCUAUACUACAAUUGGCUCACCUUGUAGCCGACUGCAAUUAUGAAAACAACACAGCUUGGGGAACUGAAAUAGGGGUCCGAUACGGAUCAUUGUCUGAGGAUUACUAUACUGGCUAUCAGUUGCAUUGCAAUGGGUGGAAAUCAUUUUUUUGUCACCCGGACCGCCCUGCUUUCUUAGGCGACACGCCAAUCACUCUGAUAGACGUGUUAAACCAGAACAAACGAUGGUCUGUUGGUGCCCUGGGCGUGACCAUUAGCAAAUAUUGUCCAUUAACUUAUGGGGUGUCGAAAUUAGGCUUUCUCAUGGCUUAUAGCUACGCCUACUACGCCUUCUGGUCUAGCCUCUCCAUUCCUAUCACCAUUUACGCCUUCCUUCCUCAGCUGGCUCUUCUAGCUAGAGUUUCCGUAUUUCCUAAGGUGACUGAUAUAUGGGGCUGGCUUUACAUUUUCCUGUUUCUCGGGGCCUAUGCACAAGAUUGCCUCGACUGCAUAACACACGGUGGCACAUUGCAGAGGUGGUGGAACGAACAAAGAAUGUGGCUAGCCAGAGGGGUCUCCUCCUAUAUAUUCGGACUCGCUGAGUACAUAUCCAAGCACUUGAACAUUGGAAUGCAAGGAUUCAACGUGACACGCAAAGUAUUCGACGAGGAACAAAAAAAACGAUACGAUCAAGGGAAAUUUGAAUUUGGAGUCCCCUCGCCUAUGUUUGUGCCAAUAGCAUCAGCAGCGAUCAUCAACCUCCUCGCCUUUCUUGAUGGAAGUAUACAUGUCUGGAACAGCGGAAAUGUGGAAGAAUUGCUUGCGCAAGUAUUUGUAGCGGGUUUCGGAGUGUUGAAUUGUUUGCCAGUGUAUGAAGCUAUGGUUUUGAGAAGGGAUAAAGGAAGGAUGCCAAUCAAGAUUACAGUUAUCUCAACUUUGGUAGCAGCAGCCUUUUAUGCAGCAGCAAGUGUCUUUAUAUAAAUUUACAGAUAUAAGCACUGCUUAAUUGUUAAUUAUAACUUAUAAGCCAGGUUGAUCUUAUUAUGGUGUGUAAAAUUCUUCAUAUUUGUAUUGCUCUGUUUGUUCAGUUUUC